Messenger RNA from Orbicella faveolata, 2173 nucleotides. Its product is annotated as TNF receptor-associated factor 4-like. Gene Ontology annotation, biological process: signal transduction; regulation of apoptotic process; regulation of canonical NF-kappaB signal transduction. The record is from RefSeq and is a predicted model, not a curated record. Lineage: Eukaryota; Metazoa; Cnidaria; Anthozoa; Scleractinia; Merulinidae. Gene Ontology annotation, cellular component: plasma membrane signaling receptor complex. Gene Ontology annotation, molecular function: protein binding; zinc ion binding.
GAGGUAAUAUUUUUCUUUCGAGAACGGUCUUUCUUACCUUCCAAUUCUCUUUGGCUACUGUAGGCAAACAAACAUAUGGAUGUUCUAUUCGUAUGGCAGGUCGAUACCUCACAAUCACCUAUCGGAUAAUCGUGUGAAGAUAUUAAUAAUUUAUUAACCCUGGAUUUUGAGCAUAAACACAAAGAUGGCGGCCGGUGUUGUGACGACGUCUGUGAAUUAUUCCUCUUCUCAGCCAUCGGCUGCUCCUUUAAAUCGGUCGCAAAUGGGAGGUUAUGAUGCAAACUUUGUAAGUCCCAUCUCUGCGGAUUAUUUGUGUCCGAUUUGCCAACUUGCUUUUCGAGAUCCCGUUCAAACGAGGGAUUGCGGACAUCGAUUCUGUGAGUCUUGCCUUGAGCCAAUUUUGAGAAAACCUCCAGCGUUUUGCCCGAUUGAUCGGAGAACUUUAACGAGAGAGAAGGUGUACCCUGAUAGAGCGUGUAAAAGAACAGUGCUGUCAUUAACAGUGAAAUGUCACAACAGUGGUAACGAGUGUGACUGGACAGGAGAACUUAUAAACCUUCCUACUCACCUGGAAAAUUGUAAACGAGUUCCCAUAAAGUGCAUUAACAACUGUGGAAGAACAGACAUACCAAGAGACCAGAUGUCAACACAUGUGGACGUAGACGGGGAUUGUCCUCUGGCUAUUGUCCCAUGUCAGUACACCGACAUUGGCUGUAAAUUUAAGGGACGGCGUAAUGAGAUGGAAAAACAUGCUCAAGACAAUAUGCAAGUUCACUUGGAUCUGGCCCACUUAAGAAUAAGAGAACUUGAACAGAGACAGGAGUUUGUAUGCACAAAUGGAAAAUUCCUGUGGAAGAUCUCAAACUACUCACAAUUAUUUCAGCAAUCUGCCACAAAGAAAGAGAAAGAAAAACUUUGCAGUCCUCCAUUUUACACGGGACAGUAUGGCUACAAGCUACGAGCGGAGGCUUUCCUUAAUGGCCUUGGACAAGGGAAAGGAACACACCUGUCCCUUUACGUUGUCAUUAUGAAAGGAGAAUAUGAUGCCAUACUUCCAUGGCCAUUUCAACAGCGAGUGGACUUUGUUCUGAUUGAUCAAGAUGAUGACAUGGCCGUACGACAGAAUAAAGUUUGGAGGCUCACUUGUGAUAGAGACAGUGAUUACUUUAAGAGGCCAAACAAGGCGAAGAGUCUUGGAUUUGGUUGCCCUAAGUUUGUUUCCUUGGAUACACUCAGAACUAGAAACUAUAUCAGAGAUAAUACAAUCUUCAUAAGAAUUGACGUGGAGCCACUGGAUGCAUCCUGAAAAUACUAAUUGAUCUUCAGUAUACAGCUUACUAUUCAUAACUUGCAUGAUGAAUUUGUUAUUUGCUUCUAGAAAACUGUUUCUGCAAAUGUAAAGAUGGUUGAGUGGUUGACAAAACAAAAUUUAAAAAAAUUUAUGGGACGAUAAGUAUCUGUGUGAACUCUCCUGGAAUUCUCCUGGAUACAGACCAAAUCUCCUGCUCUCCAAUACAGGUCACCAGAUCUCCCUGAUAUGAACUGGAAAGUGCUUGAAGUACCUUUUCACACCUAAUGUGUCCUAUUUUUGGCAUUUCUGGGGUACAUUUUUGGAACAUUUGAUGCUUGACUGAAUUGAUGAUGCCAAACUGAUGAUAACAAACUAAGUUGUUAGUUUAGUGUCAAGAAAGUAAAAUUGGCAGUCUCACAUAUUUCAAUUUCUUUUAGGUUGUCAUCUCUGUAUAAGUUAAUUUUUUCAUGCUGUUAUAUCAUUUUAAAUUUCAGAAACAGUUUUCUUGUUACCUGGCAUUUUGCCAUACAAGACCAUUACUAAGAAUAACCUUGAUAUAUGUCAUUUAAAUGAUCUAUUUUAACAAAGGGUAACAUAUUUGCAGGUCUACCUGCUAGUACUUACUUUAUUUCCUUGAAUGAUACCCAUUAUUACUUUCAUUAGUUUGCUGAAAGUUGAAACAUUGUGUAUCAAUGGGUGCUUGUAAAUGAAUGCUGGCAUUGAACUUUUCAAACUCAUUAAUAAUUCAUCAAGUUAAAACAAAGAAAAUCACAACCAUGACGGAGGUUUGGAUACUUGGUCUUAAUUUGCAUAGAUUUUGAUGAUUUUACUUCUUUGUUUACUCCCUAGUUUUUGUUUUGAUGGAGAAGAUAUAUCAAACAA